Messenger RNA from Bactrocera tryoni, 4774 nucleotides. RefSeq lists its product as uncharacterized. The transcript is spliced from 10 exons. Gene Ontology annotation, biological process: nucleobase-containing compound metabolic process. Lineage: Eukaryota; Metazoa; Arthropoda; Insecta; Diptera; Tephritidae. The coding region runs from base 1085 to 4171 and encodes 1028 amino acids. Gene Ontology annotation, molecular function: nucleic acid binding; 3'-5' exonuclease activity. The record is from RefSeq and is a predicted model, not a curated record.
CUUGUCAUCAUCGUUUUUUGUUAAUUCGGUAGUUAGUGUGUCUGGGGUAUACUAAUUACUUAGCAGAAAAUAAAAUCUGUUGAAACAUUUCAUAUUCUACACCUUUCACGAAAUUGAAAAGUUAAUACCGAUUUAGAAAACGCGUGUGAUACAGUGUAAAAAUAGUAUGGACCACUGGUCUUGUGGUAAAAAGAAGCCAGUGGAAAAAAUAAAUAUCUGUCAUCGUAUUUUUUUCAAUAUUUUGCUCUCAUAAGCCACGCAAUUUUCAACGUAGUAGAUCGUAGUUAAUUUUGUCAUAACGAUAUUUUGUAUAAAAAGUUUAAAAAGCAAAUAGAAAUACGAGACUUGUUGGUAAUUAAGUAAACGAACUGAAAAAAAUCUCACACGAAGAUGAAAAUCGUGCCAAUAGGUUUUCUAAAUUUUUUUUUCAUAUAAAAUUAAACAAAACUUCAUCACAUCAAGUGCCUUAAAUGGAAAUAACUAUACUCUAUUUAAAACAAUCCGCAACUCAAAAUUACAGAAAAUAAGGCUUUAGUAAGAAUAUAACAGUAGCAAACAGCGGUAACAACGAUAAAAUUAUAUAUAAAUUAAAGUAGCAAUAGUCGCAAAAAAGUAGAAUAAGAUUACGAAACUACGACACUGUGUACGGUUUAUGCCUUAUUUAUUGUAUGUUCUCAUAACUUAAAACAAAAGCAACAAAGAUAGUACCCAAAUUAAAAGAUAAAAUACCGUUUGUUGAAAGACGGGAAUUCUGUGAUAAACAGUGUUUCUAAAAUUGCCUUGAUAUAAAAAACGGAGGAACACAUGAUAUAGAAUAAUUAUAAAAAUAAAUAAAUAUUAUCCAAUCAUUACAAAAUAGUGCUUCCUUCGUUUGUCGUAGCAAAAAUCGUGAAGUGAAAAUUUUCGUUUCGGAGUAAUAAUUAAGCCGAAAUAUAUUCCAAGAAAUCGUAAUAUUUUUAAACAAAAAAAAAUUGUUUUUCUCAUUUAAAAUCUUGAGAUUGUGAAUAAAUCAAAUUACCUGCUGCUACAGACAAACACAUAAGGUGUUGAGAAACACGUUACCGCUUCUUCCCUAACUGCCAUCAUGGAUUCGCAGGGUUAUGAAAAUGCACGUAACAUGACACUGCUCUUUUUCCUUGAGCGUCUCAUGGACAAGGGUGAGGCGCGUACCGUUCACGACUUAUCCUGUCAGUUUGGUAAUAAGGAGUUCACUAAGGAAAUGCGUCAGAUUGCGGGCGGUAGUCAAUCGGGUUUGAAAAAAUUACUCGCUCAGCAUCCGUCAAUAUUUCUUGUGGACGGUGACUAUGUAAAGGUGAAUACUUAUCAGCACGCUUCUGAGGACGAAAGCGGAUUUGGCGGUCGACGUGAUUACAUUAAAGAGGCUAAAGACUACUUCAAAAACAAAAUGCUGCAGUAUGGCGUCGGUGUGGAGGUCCCAGUGCGUAGUCUAUUGGGCCAUCGUUCGCAAGCGUCACCACAGGUGCGGCAUAUAUCAGGUCAGCAUAUAAAGGAAUUCACCGAAUUUUUGCAAAAGCAUACGGACACGUUUAAAGUGGUAGACGAUCAUGUGAUGCUUGUGGGAUGCGAAGAUAUGACCGAUUUGCCGGCACAAGAGCGUCUUCAUUUGCCGCAGAGUAAUAUCGAUACGAAAGCUACUCAGCAGAUGUUGGAUUUCUUUGCGCAAUGCAUCGAGACGAAAGGCCCCAUUUUGGUGGAUCAACUAUUUCAUUUAUUGACGGCGCGCUUUCCACAAGAGCAAUGGUUGCGCAUGUUCAAAACGCCCAACGAUCUCUCAACCUUUCUUAAGCUCUUCUCUGAUUGUUUUCACAUACAAGCAAAUCUAGUCACACUGCUGCAGAAGCCCAAAUUGAGCGACUCCUAUAUACAGCAAGCGCAAGCGCGUUCGCGCGAACAAUACAACUCAAUGAACAACAACAUUAACAACAUGGCCGAGAAGAACCAGUCGCCACCACCGACACAGCCGGCCUUGAGCGCCGUACAACAACGUUUGCAAUCGCCAGCAUUGCGUAGCUUUGCCAAUAACAAUAACAUAAGCGCUUCAUCGCCACAAAGCCCGAAUCUAAACAACUUAAGCAACAACAACAAUAAUUACAGCAUUACAUCACCGAAUUUUAAGCUAAAUGCGCCAGUAUCCAACAUUUCCAGUCCGUCGGCUGCGUCGGUGGCAGAGAAUUCGGCGCAGUCACGUUCAGAACCCAACUCGGGCUUUGACAGUUUCAUACAGAUGACAGACGUACAUCUAGACAACCUCUGUGAGCGCAAUUGUCCUAGCCCAAACACUUGCUCGUCUUACGGUCAAUCUGGCAACAAUACUCCAGCGCCUGUGAACGGUCAAAGCAAUCUGAAUUUACUACAAAACGUCGCCAUACCCACACAGGUGCCUACCGAGCGUCCCAACAGUCUUAACCAGACGUUAAAGCAACGUGUUAAUAAUUUGGUAAUACGCACAUUGGCCGAGAAUUAUGAAAAAGACAAACAAUCACUGGCUAAUCAAGUGGGCAGUGCUCCCGUUGGUUACAACCCACAAAACUCUUCCACGCAUUCAAGUCCUGUGCAUUCCAAUAAUAUCAACGCCACCAAUUCCAAUCCCACUGCUACAGUCAACACGAAUAAUGCACAGCAUUCUCCUAGUCACAAUUACUUUGUCGGCGACACCUGGAAGAUCAAGGUGCUGCAGAACACCACAGUUAUUGCGAACGUGAAACAUUCCAUGUUUGUCACAGAAGCUAUGUUGAAGUUUGCGCAGAGCAACCAGAGCAUAGUCAUAUCUUUGGACUGUGAAGGCAUCAAUUUGGGAUUGAAGGGCGAAAUCACACUCAUCGAGAUAGGUACAACUCGUGGGGAAGCUUUCAUCUUCGAUGUCCGCACAUGCCCUGAAAUCAUCAGCGACGGUGGCCUGAAGACAUUGUUAGAGCAUGAAAAUGUCAUCAAAGUCAUACAUGAUUGCCGCAAUAAUGCUGCGAAUUUAUACCAGCAAUUUGGUAUACUCUUGCGUAAUGUCUUCGACACGCAGGCAGCGUAUGCUACUGUGCAGUACCAGGAGACAGGCAAACAGGUAUACAAGGCGAAAUACAUCUCAUUGAACACACUAUGCGAGCAGUACAAUGCGCCUAUCAAUCCAAUCAAGGAACAACUCAAGCAGAUUUACCGUCGGGAUCAAAAGUAUUGGUCCAAGCGACCACUAUCACGGGAUAUGCUACUUUAUGCGGCCGGUGAUGUGUUGGUAUUAAUAAACGAUCAGCUCUAUGGCAGCCUAGCAAGACAAAUAAAACCGGAAAAUCGACAGUUAUUCUCUGAGCUCUGCACCGAACAAAUACUAAUACAAAUCAAACCCAAUGAGGUGAAAAUACGGAAGAAACAACGUAAAGUAACCACCGAGGUCGCUGAUCUCAAACAAAAACUGGAGCAGUCUAACAAAAGUAUAGUGCUGUCGAAUCGUGAAAUUCGCUUAUUACGCUACAUGGACCUGACUGAGGAGGAAAAAGACCGUCUAAAGCGUAACAACAAUAAAGUCGCAAAGAAAUUCGAGAAAAUGGAAUCGGCGGGCAAUCAAACUAGAGAUCAAAGUGAUUCAGAGGAUGAGCAAGAACCCAUUGAAAAUGAUAACUUCCCAAGUCUCGACUCAGUGCCAUCAGAUAACUCAUUAACGGGUACAUUUUCACCACGCUUCAACUCUGAACCACCCAGCUUGGCUGAGUCAAUGCAAAUGAUGGAUGAAAUUUUGUCCGAUCAGUCAAUGGAUCGUGUUGUGAAAUUGGAUAAGCUAGAAGCGAUAUUGUCAGCUGUUACGCAAAUGCCAAAUGAUCAAAUUAUAACUUCCAAUGCGAUACAGGAUCAAUUGGGCUCCAGCAUAUCAGCCACCGACAGCGUGCAAAUUAUACGUGAAAAAGUCAAAAAUGCUAAAAACUGCAGUUGCAAUUGUGAACGUAGCACUACACCAACAAUGCGCAUAAGUAACAAUGAAAAGAAGACUGUGAAGUUGGUCGACGCUGCAUCUCAAACUCUUAGCACUGGCGACAUCGUCAUUACAAAGAUAUUCUUCCAAGAUGAACAAGGAAAACCGAAGGAGAAAGUGUUGACUUCAUCCCCAAAACGCCUCGCGGCAUCACCGAUUACCCAGUCAACAGCGACGGCCACAGCAUCAUCGUGAACUAAGGACUUCGUAGAGUAAUGAGCUCAGCUUUGUUUUACACAAAUCAUUUGGCAAAUGUAAAAAUGGCAGCUAUGUAAACUAAGUAGUAAAACUAUUUUGGGCAAUAUCUAAACAAACAUAUCAAAAUUAAAGCAGUCAUUUCAACGACAUGGAAAUAUACCCAACACACUUGCAAUAUAUACAUACACAUAUGUACAUAUGUACACAUUAAAGUUUUGUUCUAAUUGCUAAGCGUAAAUUGUUACAAACAUUCAUCUUCUACUUGUCCGUAUGUAUUUAUAUUUUAUUAUAUAUUUUAUUAGAAUUUGUAUUAUCUUAUCAAUAUUAUAUUUUCUCUUUUUUAAUUAAAUGCGUAAAAAGCGCAAAAGUUUAUUUAACAGAUUUAUUUAAUUAAGUUUGUUAAAUUUCCAAAAUGCAAACCAUUGAUAUAUAAGUAGGUAUUCACCUCAAUUUAAAGACUAAUUGAGCCAUACUUGAAAAUUGCUAAUUUGUGUACUUUUGAAAUGAGUAAAAUCUAAGUUUUGUAUGCUUAGACCCAUUUGUAAAUACCUAUGAUCAUAAAUAUACAGUAUCUGCCCGUAUAAUGGGAAGACCAAGUAA